GUCUCUGCCGUGCGCUCAACAUGUCAACAUGUUCCCAUCACACAGUUAGAUCGUAGCUAAAUCAGAGUUGUGAAAUAUAUUUUGAUAUACCUAAUACAUAUAUAUAUAUAUAUAUACAUAUAUAUAUUGCAACUGCGCGUGUUGCCCGCAGACAUGUCUGACGAGGUGCGCUGCUUGAAGGCUCAGCUCGAGGAGAAAGAGAAAGAGAUCGCUGCUCUGAAGAAUAAACUGUCCCGAGUGGAAAAGAGCCCUGCCACAGUACUGGAGCUGCAUGAGAAAGUGACACCCUUAACCCCCCUGAAAGCCAAAGCAGCCCUCAGCAAUGAGGACAUCAUGCGGUACAGCAGACAGCUCAUUCUGCCUGAGCUGGGCGUACAAGGUCAGCUUAAUUUAUCCAAGACCUCAGUGCUGAUUGUGGGGUGCGGAGGACUGGGCUGCCCCCUGGCACAGUAUCUCGCGGCAGCAGGCAUCGGGCGCCUGGGCCUGCUGGACUAUGACGAGGUGGAGCUCAGUAACCUGCACAGACAGGUGCUUCACGGGGAGGAGAACCAGAACCAAGCAAAGGCUCUGUCCGCUGCCAAUGCAGUUAAAAGGUUGAACUCAACAGUAGAGUGUCUUCCCUACCACCUGAAGCUCUCGCCGGAGAACGCCUUGCAGCUCAUUCGACAGUAUGACAUUGUGGCGGAUUGUUCGGACAACGUCCCCACUCGCUAUCUGGUGAAUGACGCCUGCGUGCUCAGUGGCAAGCCUCUGGUGUCAGCCGGCGCUCUGAGAAUGGAGGGACAGCUGACAGUAUACAACUACCGCGGAGGCCCCUGCUACAGAUGUCUGUACCCGGUUCCCCCACCCCCAGAGACGGUGACCAACUGCUCCGACGGAGGGGUGUUAGGAGUGGUUCCAGGGAUAAUAGGCUGCUUCCAAGCUUUGGAAGUCCUCAAGAUUGCCUCCGGACAAGGCUCUUCCUGCGGCCAGCAGCUGGUGAUGUUUGACGCUCAAGACGCCAGAUUCAGGUCCAUCAAGCUGCGGCCCAAGCAGGCCAGCUGUGCAGUGUGCGGAGAGAAGCCCAGGGUGACCCAGCUGGUGGACUAUGAGGCUUUCUGUGGGUCUGCUGCCACAGAUAAGUGCCGCAAACUCAACCUCCUUUCCAGAGACCAGAGGAUCACGGUACAGGAUUAUAAGUCGAUAAUGGACAACGCAGAGCCCCAUCUCUUGUUGGAUGUGCGCCCUCGUGUGGAGGUGGACAUAUGCCACUUACCUCUCUCCCUCAACAUUCCCCUCUCGAGUUUAGAGGAGAGGAAGAGCGAACAUAUCCAGUUACUCCAGGAGAGAAUCGGCCAGUUGAAACGGCAGAUGGAGGGCGACUGCCGGCCUCCAGUGUAUGUGAUCUGUAAGAUGGGGAACGACUCUCAGAAGGCGGUGCAGGUUGUGGAGAAGAUGAGUGGAUCAGAAGUGGACAGUGUUUCAGUGAAAGACAUCUGUGGAGGCCUCAUGGCUUGGGCAAAGAGAGUGGACCCCACAUUUCCACAGUAUUAAUCCAUUUUAAAUUCUUUUGUUAAUAAACUUGGUUUUUCCAUCAUUGUUCAGUUGUUUUCUUAUUUGUAUGCGCACUGAACUGUGUGCUGUCAGGUGGAUUGGCUUUAAUGUCAAUACUGAAUAGCAAAGUCUCACAUAGAGAGAGUGUAACAAUGGAACAGUUCCUAAAAUGUGUUGUGUAAUCUACUGUGUCGAUCAGUGCAUCGAAGACAUGAGCUGACAGUUGGAUAACACACAGGCAUCCUUGCAAAAUCGAAUCCCUCUUCCUGUUUUUUCUUUGAAUUCUUAGUAUUAGAGGCCUAAUAGUUAAUUGAACAGAUGGCUUAAUGAAGAAAUUAAACCUACACUUUACAUUUCAGACAUAACUACUGACCCUUAUUUUCCCUUUAAACAUCCGCUAAGCUGUUUACAGCUUUUGAGAGAGAACACAGAUACUUUUACUUUCUUUGUUUAUUUAUUAAAGUAAAGUUAAUUCAGCCCAUUCCUCAUUUUGCUGGGGACACAUAUGAACCCUCUCAAUAGCACCUGAGGGCUCCUGACCCCCAAUUUUGAAACUUCAU
Anarrhichthys ocellatus (wolf-eel) is the source of this 2093-nucleotide messenger RNA. It is a transcript of the gene mocs3, whose product is annotated as molybdenum cofactor synthesis 3. Gene Ontology annotation, molecular function: thiosulfate-cyanide sulfurtransferase activity; URM1 activating enzyme activity; adenylyltransferase activity. Gene Ontology annotation, cellular component: cytoplasm; cytosol. The record is from RefSeq and is a predicted model, not a curated record. The coding region runs from base 154 to 1533 and encodes 459 amino acids. NCBI's taxonomy places the organism in Eukaryota, Metazoa, Chordata, Actinopteri, Perciformes, Anarhichadidae. The transcript has 13 exons. Gene Ontology annotation, biological process: protein urmylation; tRNA wobble position uridine thiolation.